Messenger RNA from Oldenlandia corymbosa var. corymbosa, 1804 nucleotides. NCBI's taxonomy places the organism in Eukaryota, Viridiplantae, Streptophyta, Magnoliopsida, Gentianales, Rubiaceae. The record is from the annotation of a GenBank genome assembly.
AAUAAUCUAAAAUAACAUGUGGGGCGAUGGCAUUCACCGAGGAUUCCUCAAAACGGUCCUAAUCAACUUCCCCUGUUUGUUUUGGACCGUCGAUCGCGAAAAUGAUCUGAAUCAUAUAGUUGACUUGGUUUUUCUCUAACUAAAGCUUUUCUUCUCCCCUCAACCUCAAGCAAUUAAAAUUAUUUUUGAUCAUCGGCAAAAAAAAAAAAAAAUGGAUUCCGACGGAGUAAACUUGGCACCUCAUGUCCUGAUAUUUCCGGUACCAAUUCAGGGCCAUGUCAACACCAUGCUCAGGCUGGCAGAACUUCUUUGUCUAUCCGGCCUAGAUGUAACUUUCCUUAUUUCCGAGUUUAACCACAAUCGCCUCCUCAAGCACUCCACAGUAGCAUCUCGUUUCGCCAAGUAUCCCGGUUUCCGAUUCCAAACCGUGUCCGACGGCCUCCCUGAUGACCACCCUAGGGCGGGCGAGGGGUUCGUUGACAUCCUUCCGGCCUUAUUACGGGUCACCGCCCCGUUGUUCAAGAAGAUGAUGACUGAGACUAAUUUCUUUGCUUCUGCCAGCCAGAGGCCGGUUAGUUGCAUCAUAGCUGAUGGAGUUAUGAAUUUCGCUAUUGAUUUUGCUAUUGAGAAUGGGAUUUCCAUUCUCUACUUUCGAACAACAAGUUCCGCCUCAUUCUGGGCCUGUUUUCGUAUGACGGAACUAACUGAAGCUGGAGAACUUCCAAUCAAAGGGGAGGGGAUGGAUCUACCAGUUAAAAGCGUUCCAGCAAUGGAAGAUUUUCUAAGGAGGCGAGAUCUUCCAGGGUAUUGCCGUAUCAAUGAUCUGAACGACAUAACUCACCAAAUACUUAAACGAGAGACGCUGCAAACUACGCGAGCCCACGGGCUCAUUUUAAACACCUUCGAGGACUUAGAAGGACCUGUUUUAUCUCAAAUUCGCAAACAUUGUCCGAGGCUGUACGCAAUUGGACCCAAUCACUACCAUCUCCAGACGCGUAUGGAAGCCAAACAUACAGAAACAACCACCUCAGGUGCUUCAGCUAGCUUCUGGGAAGAAGACCGCAAAUGCUUAGUCUGGCUUGACUCCCAGCCUGAAAAAUCAGUCAUUUAUGUAAGUUUCGGAAGCAUAACAGUUGUGACAAGAGAUCAGUUACUGGAAUUGUGGUACGGGUUAGUGAACAGCGGGCAGCGGUUCUUAUGGGUCAUUAGGCCUGAUUCAAUCAUGGGGAAAGAUGGCAAGAGUGAAAUUCCAGCUGAAUUGGAAGCAGGAACAAGAGAAAAGGGUUAUAUGGUGGGGUGGGCACCGCAACAGGAGGUUCUAAAUCACCCUGCUGUUGGCGGAUUUUUGACUCACAGCGGAUGGAAUUCGACUUUGGAAAGCAUUGUUGCCGGUGUGCCUAUGCUGUGUUGGCCGUACUUUGCUGACCAAUUCAUAAACAGUCGAUUUGUGAGUGAAGUUUGGAAGAUUGGAUUGGACAUGAAGGAUACUUGUGACAGAUUGAUUGUUGAGAAGAUGGUAAGGGACCUAAUGGAUGUGAGGAGGGAAGAAUUCUUGCCAAGGAUUGAUCGCAUGAGAAAUUUGGCUAAGAAGGCUGUUAGUGAAGGUGGUUCCUCGUAUAAUGAUUUUGAGGAUCUUGUUGAUUUCAUCAGAUCCACGGCUGUCUGAUUUUUAUGAAAGUUAGUUAUGUUCCCUAUUUUGCUUAUUAAUGGAAUCAUCAAAUAUAAGAUCAUUCUUGUUGUUUGUUUAUUUUUUCAAGUACCAGAACAAUGAAGUAAAUUAUGAACUUAUAUGGUACUUACCGCC